Molecule: messenger RNA, 1230 nt
Organism: Microbotryum saponariae
Lineage: Eukaryota; Fungi; Basidiomycota; Microbotryomycetes; Microbotryales; Microbotryaceae
Source: the annotation of a GenBank genome assembly
AUGGCCCCGCUUCGACAACUUUAUACCGCCACGGCGCGCUCCGCACGGCCCCUGUCCUCGUCCUCGACCUUGGCCUCGACCUCGAGCCUCCUCCGAGCGUUCUCCACUUCUUCGACAGCCUUCACUUCGGAAGAAUCCGCACCUCCCAAGGUCCCCAUCGCACUCAUUUCUGAAAUCCGAUCCCUUCGACCUGGAACACCACUUUCUCUCGCUCGAUCGGCGCUCACCGCCUCGGCGCUGGACGUUCCUAAAGCGCUCGAGUGGAUCGUCGAACAGACCAACCUCAAGGGAGGCGCCAAAGUCGAAAAACUCUCUUCUCGAUCGACCCCUCAAGGAUUGGUCGGAAUCGUCGAAUACCAUACGGGGUUGGAGAAGAGCUUGGGCAAGACGGGAGGCGUGAGGGUCGGGAUGGUCGAGAUCAAUUGCGAGACCGACUUUGUGGCGCGGACGGACGAGUUCAAGGAAUUGGUCAGGAGGGUCGUGGAGAGCAUGGGCUUCUUUGCUGAAGCGGCUGAGAGGGGAGGGAAGGUUGGUUUCAGGGAAUGGUCGUGGGAAGAGGUCAAGGAGGUGCCUUUGAUCCCCGAGUUUGAGGCACAGACGGCGUCGACGAGCUCGGCGGGGGAGACGAUUUCUUCUUUGAUCACGUCGUCGGUCUCGAGGCUGGGUGAGAAUAUCACCCUUUCGAGGUGUGCGACGUUGGUAAUCGAUCCUACCGGGACUUCGAGCGGGUGCUGCUCGGCUACGACACCGUCCACUUCUUCGGCCUCGAAAUCACCGAGCGUCUACUUUACUUCGAGCUAUCUCCAUGGAUCGAACGAUGCUACGCCCACAUUUGGCUCUGCCCCUACCCUCUUCAAAAGUGGCACACUCGCCUCCUUGCUGCUGCACCGCUUCGAGCCAUCUACGACGCCGACGGUGACGGUGACGGUGACGAACCAAGACCUACUCAAACUCGCCCGACAACUCGCCCGACAAGUCGUCGCGAUGCCGACCUCCUCGGCCCAACCUACAGCCGCCUCAGCGGCCCAUACCUUAGCAGAAGGCGAGCCGAGUCAAGUACUGUACGAGCAACCGAGUUUGACGAUCGUGCCGAAUGCGCAAGAAGGGUUGAACUUUGUGCCUGGGGAGGCGAAGGUCGGGGAGGUGUUGGAAUUGUGGAAGGGGGGGAAAGGGGUCGGGUUCGAGGUGGUAGACUUGUUGAGGUGGACUGUUGGGGAAAAGUCGACUUAG